This is a messenger RNA of Hypoxylon trugodes, 1206 nucleotides long. RefSeq lists its product as uncharacterized. The record is from RefSeq and is a predicted model, not a curated record. Gene Ontology annotation, cellular component: membrane. The transcript is spliced from 2 exons. The coding region runs from base 1 to 1206 and encodes 401 amino acids. NCBI's taxonomy places the organism in Eukaryota, Fungi, Ascomycota, Sordariomycetes, Xylariales, Hypoxylaceae.
AUGUCGUUGACGAGAGCUGAGAGGGUUGUCUCGUCGACCUUGAGGCGAGGAAUAACGACUCACCCAACAUCCCGACUACUUACACCGGCCGUUACGUUUGGAUCCCUUCGAACAUUCCACAAUACUACCAGAUCCCCGGCCCCGUCACAGCCAUCCGUCACCGGCCUAGGCACCAUCCCGCCCUCCUAUUUCCAACGCCCCUCUUUACCCGCCAACACCAUCAUCCGCUUCGUACCCCAACAGACAGCAUGGAUUGUCGAGCGCAUGGGAAAGUUCAGCCGCAUUCUCGAGCCGGGUUUAGCUAUUCUCGUCCCAUUCAUCGACCGCAUCGCCUACGUCAAGAGUUUAAAGGAAGUCGCUAUAGAAAUACCUAGCCAGAGCGCCAUCACCGCCGAUAAUGUUACCCUCGAGUUGGACGGUGUCUUAUACACCAGGGUUUUCGACGCCUACAAAGCCAGCUACGGUGUAGAAGACGCCGAAUACGCCAUCUCGCAACUAGCCCAAACAACCAUGCGCAGCGAAAUCGGCCAACUAACCCUCGACCACGUGCUCAAAGAACGCGCCGCCCUCAACACCAACAUAACCGCCGCCAUCAACGAAGCCGCGCAAGCAUGGGGCGUAACCUGCCUCCGGUACGAAAUCCGGGAUAUCCACGCCCCCGCCGCCGUAGUAGAAGCCAUGCACCGACAAGUAACAGCCGAGCGAUCGAAACGCGCCGAGAUUCUAGAAAGUGAGGGACAACGGCAAAGCGCAAUCAACAUCGCCGAAGGUAAAAAGCAAAGCGUAAUCCUAGCCUCCGAGGCCUUACGCGCUGAGAAUAUAAACCGCGCGAGCGGUGAAGCCGAAGCUAUUCUCAUGAAAGCCAAAGCUACGGCUUCAGGAAUCGAUGCCGUGGCGAAUAGUAUCAGUAGUGGAGGUGCGGCGGCGCAGGGCGCGGUUAGUUUGAAUGUGGCGGAGAAAUACGUCGAUGCGUUUAGCAAGUUGGCGCGUGAGAGUACGGCGGUUGUGGUUCCGGGUAAUGUUGGUGAUAUUGGUGGUAUGAUCGCCACGGGUCUCAGCGUCUACGGCAAGGUUGGUGAAGCUCAGAGCCGUACCAUGGCCAAACAGCUCUUGGAGAAGGGUGAGGAGUCAAAGGAGGAGCAAGGCAGUGUUGUAGACUCGAUGGUUCGCGAAUUUGAUAACACGACUGGUAGGGGUAGGAAGUGA